Messenger RNA from Brachypodium distachyon (stiff brome), 6363 nucleotides. RefSeq names its product DNA topoisomerase 3-alpha. Gene Ontology annotation, biological process: DNA topological change. The transcript is spliced from 25 exons. Gene Ontology annotation, cellular component: nucleus; chromosome. Gene Ontology annotation, molecular function: zinc ion binding; DNA topoisomerase type I (single strand cut, ATP-independent) activity; DNA binding. NCBI's taxonomy places the organism in Eukaryota, Viridiplantae, Streptophyta, Magnoliopsida, Poales, Poaceae. The record is from RefSeq and is a predicted model, not a curated record. Bases 3328 to 6237 code for a protein of 969 amino acids.
GUUGAUCCGUUCGAUCAAAUUCUCUCCCGAUUGCCUCUCGAUCCCCUCUCCAUCUACCUCUCGUUUCCCGAUAGCAACUCUUUCUCUCGGUUUCCUCUGGCUUCGAGCAGGUCGCGGUGGCAGGAUUCAAAUCCAGAGCAGGGGCGCGGGGCCACAGAGGCAGAGCAGGGCGCGUCGGCGGAGCGGUGGCACAGCACGGCGCGGCGGCGGCGGCGGAGCUUCAUCGGAGCAGGGGCUCGGCCGCGGAGGCGGAGCGUCCUCAGAGCUGGGAUUCGGCCGCGGAGGCGGAGCGACAACGGAGCAGGGCGCGUCGGCGUCGGCGGAGCGGUGGCACAGCACGGCGCGUCGGCGGCGGCGGAGCGUCGUCCGAGCAGUGGCUCGGCCGUGGAGGCGGAGCAUCCUCAGAGCUGGGAUUCGGCCGCGGAGGCGGAGCAACGACGGAGCAAGGCGCGUUGGCGUCGGCGGAGCUAGAGCACGGCGCGGCCACGGCGUCGGCUGAGAGGUGCACGCUAGCUGUUCGGUGAAAUUACUCGUCCAUCUUACUCUUUAGCUUGGGUUUUAAACUCCUUAGCUGAAUUGGGUGGAUUGCCUAGUUCUACUUUUACUCAACGGAUACUCAGUUGUGUGGUGCUUCCAUGCGUCCUUAUUUUCACUGCAUACGUUGCCCCUUUCUAAUGGGGAAUGAGAUCAACAUUUUGCAUCUGAAUUCAUUUUGUCAACCCGUGCUGUUCUAAACUCUGACAGACUAUAUGAUCCACCGCUCCUUGUUCCAGUAUUGUGUUCCUGCCUUAGAAUUGCUCAUUUGGUACCAACAAUAUGAAUCCCAUGUCUGUGUCUGUCAUGGAUCAAGUUUUAGAAGUCAGUGAAAAGAAAGUCUUUGCAAAGUAAAGAAAAAACACAACUGGAAUCCCAGGUUUGAAUUAGGGACUUGUAGUGUGACAGACUAGCAUGGUGACCAAUAUAACUCACCAAUGUUGAGUUUAGUGAGAGCAGUCUUGCAAAAUAAUUCACCAUAUAAUAGGGACACAAUUAAACUUCAAGUUCCAAAAGGUCAUUUAGCUGUAUUGUGUUUUCUUUGGAUCAAAUUGCAAUAUAAAUCGCUUUGAGAUGUGCUUUCUUCUACGCGAGAUUCGCAUACUGGCUUCUCGUUUUGUGUCUUGCAUGUUCUGCUGGACACAUAGAUCCGCCAACACUACUGCUCAUUGCAUGGCCCAGUUUGCUAGAGAUUCUAACUCUACGGGAAGUUCAGCUGGUUUACCUCCGUUUAUGGAGCAGGAUGAAACCUCUCAUUCUUGUAAUCCGGACCAUAUUCCAGUUAAUUGAGUUUAUUUUCCCGUUUCAAAAAAAUUGGUUGUUGUCCUUGACCAGGUAGCCGCAUAUUGAACUAAGGACGUCGUCCUUUGCUGCUGCUAUGCCCAACUCCUCCACCAUCUUUGGAUCAAAUUGGUUGUUGUCGUUGUCGUCAUCUCGUGAGUGGACAAAUUGAUUGUUAAUGUUAACUACGAGUAUAUGUAUACGUACGAAUAACCCGCAAGCAUGCACAUUUAACAUGGCAAAUAGGUGUGGAAAGGCAGCAAGUAGGUGCGUAUAAUCUGACAAAUAUGCAUAGUUAACAUGGCAAGUAGGCAUUACUUGGUAAGUAUGCAUGGUUAAUCUGACAAGCAAGAGGAGUUAACCUGGCAAGUAUGGAUGGUUAACCUGGCAAGUGUGCAUAAUUAACCUGGCAAGUAGCCGUUGCUAAUCUGGCAAGUAGGAAGAGUUAACCUGGCAAGUAGGAAAAGUUAACAUGACAAAUAUACAUGGUGAGCCUGGCAAGUAGGCAUCACUAAUUUGAUAAGUAGGAAGAGUUAACCCGGCAAGUAUGCAUAGUUAAACUGGUAAGUAGGCAUGUUAAGUGGGCAUCUCUAGUCUGGCAAAUAUGCAUAGUUACUCUGGCAAGUAAGAAGAGCUAACCUGGAAAGUAGGCAUAUUAACCUGUCAAGUUGGCACAUUAACCUGGCAAGUAGGUAUGAUUAACCUGGCAAGUAGCCAUUGCUAAUCUGGCAAGUAUGCAUGGUUAAUCUGGCAAGUAGGAAAAGUUAAUAUGGCAAGUAUGCAUGGUUAACUUGGCGAGUAGGCAUUGCUAAUCUGGCAAGUAGACAUUGCUAAUCUGGCAAGUAUGCAUAUUUAAUCUGGCAUAAAAAGAUUUAACCUGGCAAGUACGAAAAAUUAACUUGGUAAGUAUGCAUGGUUAAUCUCAAAAGUAGGAAGAGUUAACCUGGCAAGUAGGAAGAGUUAACCUGGCAAGUAGGAAGAAUUAACCUGGUAAGUAGGUAUUGUUAAUCUGGCAAGUAUGCAGAGUUAAGUUUACCUUACAGGUAGGCAUAAUUAACCUGACAAGUAGACGUUGCUAAUCUGACAAGUAUGCAUUUCUAAUCUAGCAAUUAGGAAGAGUUAACCUGACAAGUAUGUAUGCAUGAUUAACUUGACAAGUAGGAAGAGUUAAUCUCGCAAGUAUGCAUUGUUAACUUGACAAGUAGACAUAGUUAAUUUGGCAAUUAAGCAUAAUGUACAUGUCAAGUAGACAUAAUCAACUUGACUAGUAGACAUACGUUACCUGAAAAUUAGGUAGGAUAAGCCGGUAAGUGUGUGCGGAUAAUCUCAGCAUCUAGACACAUUUAAAUUCCCAAGUACCUAACCUGGCAAGUAUGUGAAGUGACAUGACACUGAUAUUUUAGGAGGGCUCUCAUUUGUAACGAGGAAUUUCGCAUAUUAGAGCCGGUCAAAUUUUUAUUCGCAUAUUAGAGCCGGUCAAAUUUUUAUAGACUGACUAGCUGGAGUCGGGCCGGUGGCGCUCUGCUGAUUAUUAACUUAGACUUGGGCUGCUACUUCAUCACAUUAGAUUAAGCUGAGAUGGGCCUUCUCGUCUUGGGUUUGGGUUUGCUAACUGCUGGUUACACGUGCGCGUCGAGCUGGAUCGAGGCGGGAGACGCCCUCGCAUGGGAAUUGGAAGACGAGGGGCGAGGGCAGCGUGAGUGGGCGGGGUAGCGGGCGCCGCUGCAGCGGCUUACGUGGGGAACGCCGCUGCCUAGUCUGGUCCUUAAAAAUAGAUAUAUUCAAAUUUAGGCAAAUUUGAGACAAGUAAUAUGGGUCGGAGGGAGUACUAAAUUUUUUUUUCCGCUUAAAACUAAAGGAGAAAAUUUCCGACCCAAAAAAUCCAAUUGUCUGGAGCGUUGGAGCCCCUCCGCCGACCCAAAAUUUUCAAAAACCAAUCCCGAAAAGCCGAAACCUCCCGCCCUUUCCCCGUGCCCCCUCCAACCCUCGAGGCUCGAGACUCCUCCUCUCGCGAUGCAUCCGAGCGGCGGCGGCGGCGGCGCGAUCCGCGUGCUGAACGUCGCAGAGAAGCCGUCAGUUGCCAAGUCCGUGGCGGAGAUCCUGUCGCGCAGGGCGAUGCAGUCGCGGCCGGGCCGGUCCAGGUACAACCGCAUCUUCGAGUUCAACUACGCCAUUGGCGGCCAGGCCUGCCACAUGCUCGUCACCUCCGUCACGGGCCACCUCAUGGAGCUCGACUUCGACGACCGCUACCGCCGCUGGUACUCCUGCGACCCCGUGGAGCUCUUCCACGCCCCCGUCCGCAAGGCCGUCCCCCAGGAUAAGCUGGACAUAAAAAGAACAUUAGAAGAAGAAGCAAGGACAUGUCAGUGGCUUGUGUUAUGGCUUGAUUGUGAUAGAGAGGGCGAGAAUAUCGCAUAUGAAGUGGUUGAGAUAUGUGCAGGCGUGAACCACUGUCUCAACAUCUGGAGAGCUCGAUUCUCAGCUUUGAUUGAUAGGGAAAUACAUGAAGCUGUGCAACAUCUUGGCAGACCCAACAAGCUAUUUGCUGAUGCUGUGGAUGCAAGACAGGAAAUUGACCUUCGCAUAGGUGCCUCCUUCACUAGGUUUCAGACAAUGCUGCUAAAAGAUGCAUUUGUCCUUGAUGUCAGUGGAGAAGAAAGGAAUAUGGUUCUGAGCUAUGGUCCUUGUCAGUUUCCAACCCUAGGGUUUAUUGUUGAACGUUUCUGGGAGAUACAAGCUCAUGAACCUGAAGAGUUUUGGACAAUAAACUGUUCUCAUACAUCAGAUGAAGGCACUGCAUCUUUUGGUUGGAUACGUGGCCAUUUGUUUGACUACUCAUCCGCUAUUGUGAUCUAUGAAAUGUGUGUUCAAGAGCCAAUGGCAACAGUACAAAAUGUAAGGAAUCAGGAGAAACUAAAAUAUCCCCCAUAUCCACUAAGUACCUUGGAGCUUCAAAAACGUGCUUCUAGGUGCUGCAGAAUGAGUUCGGAGCACACAAUGAAGGUGGCGGAAGAACUUUAUCAAGCUGGAUUCAUUAGUUACCCCAGGACAGAGACUGACAAUUUCUCUCCAAACACCGAUCUACAUGCGAUUGCACAUGAACAAGUGCCGCAUCCUGUCUGGGGAUCAUAUGCUCAGCGACUUUUGAAUCCUGAAGAAAGACUCUGGAGAAACCCCAGCAAUGGUGGUCAUGAUGACAAGGCACAUCCUCCUAUUCAUCCAACAAAAUUUACAGCUGGUGAAUCCAACUGGUCCCAAGACCACCAUAAAGUGUAUGAGCUUGUUGUUCGCCAUUUUCUUGCUUGUUGCUCCCAACCUGCAGUUGGAGCAGAGACAACUGUGGAGAUUGACAUUGCUGGCGAACAGUUCAAUGCAUCAGGGCGUGUCGUACUUGCUAAAAAUUACCUGGAUGUUUAUCGCUAUGACUCAUGGGGUGGUUCAUUACUUCCAACAUACACCAUUGGACAGCAGUUCGUUCCGACAACUUUAACGCUUGAUUCAGGAGUGACUCGACCACCUCCUCUUCUUGCUGAAGCUGACCUCCUUAGCUGCAUGGAUAAGGCAGGCAUCGGCACUGACGCAACCAUGCAUGAACAUAUAAAGAAGCUACUUGACCGUUGUUAUGCAACCAAAGAUGCAAAUUCACGUUUCUCCCCAACAAAUCUUGGGGAGGCGUUGGUAAUGGGUUAUGAUGAAAUGGGGUACGAACUUUGGAAACCUUAUUUAAGAGCAAUGAUGGAAGCUGACAUGAAAGCAGUUAGCAUUGGUACAAAGAGUAAAUUGGAAGUACUUGAGGGUUGUUUGCAGCAGAUGAAGGCUUGUUUUCUUGAUGCAAGGUCAAACAAGGUGAAGCUUCUUGAUGCAAUGGGAACAUUCUUUGCUAGGUCAAAUAGACCUCUCAAUGAGACACAAAAUCCCAUGGAAGUUGUAAGGCCCUGUGGUGCAUGCAACGACUCUGAAAUGUUGCUGAAGCGAAAGCCGAAUGGUGGUUUUAUGGUUGGCUGUCGGAGCUUUCCUCAAUGUAGAAAUGUAGUAUGGCUUCCAGGAUCUCUUUCAGAAGCUGCUGUGACGGAACAAAUUUGUCCUACCUGUGUUCCAGGUCCUGUUUAUAAGAUUCAAUUUAAGUUUAACCGAAGGGAUAUCCCGCCCAAUUUUGAUGUUGAUCACCUAGGUUGCAUUGGUGGAUGUGACGAUGUACUCAAAGAGCUUAUAGAGAUAACUAGAUUUGUAAAUCAUAACCAGACUACAACACCAGCAAGAGGCCAAAACCAGACUCAGACCACAAGUGGUGCAAGGCAGGGGGCUCCAAGGCAAGAUUUACAUACUGGUUUUCGUUCGACGGGGCAAUUUACUAACGAGCACACACCAGUUGUGAAUCCCCAAGCAAGAGGCCAAAGCCAGACUCCAAGUGGUGUAAGACAGGGAGCUCCAAGGCAGGAUUUACAUCCUGGUUUUCGUCCGGCAGGGCAAUUUGCCAACGGCCACACGCCUGUCGUGAACCCCCAAGGUUUCCGUUCAACACAUACCCAAAACUCAAGAAAUGCAUCAGAUCCAGGUCAGGUACUCUGUACUACAUGUGGAGAAGCCUGCAUAUCGCGAACUGCUAAUACUGAGGCAAACAGGGGGAGGAAGUUCUACAAAUGUCAAGAUUCGGGAUGCGGCUUCUUUGCGUGGGAAGACGAGCUGGAGAACGUGGUUCCCAGGGGCCGUGGGCGCGGCGGGCGUGGCGGCGGCAGGCAAGCAUCGGCAUCUGCAGGGCGGAGAGGCGGCACGCAAGGGCGAGGCCGGAGGGGGCGGGGCCGGAAUGCGGACGCCAACGGCAUGACGUUCGUCUCGGCGACCGGCGACACCGUCCACGGCUGUUGCUUCGCCUGCGGCGACCCUUCCCAUUUCGCCAACGCCUGCCCGAAUCGCGGGAGAUAGCACAGCUUAGAAACGUCGGCAUGGCGCGGCAAUAUGCAAUUGUGCAUAUUCUUGCUUAAUUCAACGUGGUGAAUAUGCAUUAUUACUUAUAUAGCCAAUUCAGAACAUGCAUGUGAGGGUGCUGCU